CCUGCCGCCCUAUACGUGGCACGAACGCAUGAAAUUCUUUUUCCCAACCUUCGGUACGGUCCGCCAUUUUAACAUACGGAAGUGUUGAAGUUUUAUGUUUUAAUCGUUGAUACAAGCCUCGUAAAAAUUGAAUAAAUAAUUUUAUUAGUGGAAAAAGGUAUUUAUUCAACAUCGAUCAUGGGGAAUAUGUUUGCGACGUUAUUCAAAGGCCUCUUUGGCAAAAAAGAGAUGAGAAUUCUCAUGGUUGGUCUCGAUGCAGCCGGUAAAACAACAAUUCUGUACAAAUUAAAAUUAGGAGAAAUCGUAACGACGAUUCCCACUAUAGGCUUCAAUGUAGAGACUGUGGAGUAUAAAAAUAUUAGCUUUACUGUAUGGGACGUGGGUGGUCAAGACAAAAUCAGACCUCUCUGGCGACACUAUUUCCAAAACACGCAAGGGUUAAUUUUCGUGGUGGACAGCAAUGACAGAGAACGUAUUGGAGAGGCACGUGAAGAAUUGAUGCGAAUGCUGGCUGAGGAUGAACUCAGAGAUGCUGUACUCUUAAUAUUUGCCAACAAACAGGACCUCCCAAAUGCAAUGAAUGCAGCAGAGAUAACUGAUAAAUUGGGACUUCAUUCGUUACGCAAUCGGAACUGGUAUAUCCAAGCAACGUGUGCCACAAGUGGUGAUGGCCUAUACGAGGGUCUUGAUUGGCUCUCAAAUCAGCUUAAGAAUGCAAACCGCUAAUCUCCACUACGACUAAUUGAUUGAUUCCUACAUUUUAAAUCGAGAUGAGAAAAAAAAGUAAAAAAAAAACCACAUUAUUACGAUCAUUAAAAACAAUGACGAGAAAUCGAUGAAAUAAAACACAGGAUAUGUAUUUGCGAACGGUUCACACUAACCUAUGCCCCCUCUACUGAAGAAAAAGUACAAAAAAGUCGAGGAAAAUUUACAAUUUCUACAGAAAACCAAAUCAACGGAAACAUUAGUCGAGGAAAACAUGAUGAGUCGAGUUUUUCAUUGCAGACAUUGUCUUACAUCUCGAAAACCCUGACAUUUUGGGAAAAAUAUCUUUAUCCCUUUUUCUAGCUUUGAAAAAUCUUACAAAAAAAUGUAUCUGGAUAUUUAUCCCUUGGAUCACAACUAAGGAAAAUCAUGUCAUUCAAAGUACGUGACAAACCGACUUUUCACGCUUUUCUCGACGACAAAUCAAAUAAACAAUUUUUUUUUUCAUUAAGAAUUAUUUAAGACAACAGGGGGAGGUUCAGUAACAUCUCGGAAUCCUAGAGAAAUUGGAGAAAAAUGAAUAAACAUCGGGAAAAAUUCCAGAGCUGUGGAGAAUGACAAGUUUUUGUGUUUUAAAUGGUAAAGAAUUAUUGGAAAAUUGCGAGAUCCUUGAGAUGCACUUAUGGAUGGCAUAGCUGACUCUUAAAAUCCACCAUAAUUACUUUAUGAUUUUCUCCGUAUUUCUCUUCACUAAUUUAACGGAAAAUUAAGACAGAUAACAAAAAAACAUUGUCCAUUAAAUCUUAUAAUGAUUAAUUAUUAUUGAUUAUUGUAUUAUUAUUAGUAUGAUAAUUACAAGUUUUUACACAUAAAUUAAUGAUUAUGCGCGACUUGAGUGGAUGGGUAUGAUAAUUCAUUAUUCGAAGAAUAUUAUGAUCCCUUUUCUUUUCAUUGUAAUUGGAAAUUUUUUUCUUUUUCUGAUUUUUCGUAACAUAAAUCUUAAAUGAAAAUCAUUUUUUUAGUGUUUUAGACUAUUUUUUAACCUUGAGAUCAUAUGGCAAGGGUGAGUGAAGGAAGGAGAAUUAAGUUUUUCGUAUUGUUUGAGAUGAAAAGCCAGAAAUGAACAGCAGAUGUUUUAUUUGAUUUUUUUUUUUUUUUUUUCAAAUCGAAAAAUUGAAGAAGAACAUUUUCACAUUAAGAGACCCACAUUGAGGUUUUUUAAAUUCCCUUUCCCCGUAUCCCAUCAUCGGACCCUAGUUCCAACUAUGUAGAGAUGGACAAAAAUAGGGAGAUAAAGCCCGGCGCCAGCUAUAAUUCAUCUGACAUGCAAGUGGAUAAAUAUACUUUCCCAACUUUCAUUUAAUUGAAAUCGGAGAAAUACGUAAAAUAUGAGGUGACGGCCACCUGUUUGGUUGAAUCAUUUGCACGCCCAUUUUAUCGAUGGUGCUCACCUCUUGAGAGCAACCAUAAAAAAAACUCACCACAGGCUCCAAUGUUACGCCGUUGUACCUAAAAUGAAUAAUAGCAAGUCCAAGUACUUAUUGGCAGACAUGUCUAAAUAAUUAGCUACCCACUAGCUUCGAUAUUAUUCCAUAUUUUUCUAAUUUUAGUCACAUCAUUACGGAAUUGUCAUCAAACGAGCAGUGUGUCAGAGGUUUUUCACGGUAGCCAUAUCCCAUAUAUUUCUCAUUGGGCUAUUAGAGUAUAUUAAAAAUGCUGAUGAAAAAUCCAAGAGAGGAGAAUAGAAACUCAUUUUUUUUUAUUUUUUAUAUAUAGUAUAUAAUAUACGCAUAACAUAGCUAAAAAGCAUACAAGUAUAAAGUGAUAACUCGAAUCGCUAUCUGUUGGAGCAAAUAUUUGCCCCGACUUUUAGCCGUAUUCAAGUAUUGAACCAUAAAUUUUGACUGACCAAUAGAAAAAUGAAGAUAUUGCCAAACUCUUUAAUUGGAGGGUAUUUUACAUGAAAAUGAACAAAAAAAAAACAAAAGAAUGAGACUAGUAGUUCUUCACUUAAUGAGGAAUAAAUAUUUGAGAAAGCAAUGAUUCGAUUUCGUUCAUCUUCAAUACCAAACUAAAAGGGUAGAUUGUUGUUUUAAAUUUUCAUUUCGAUUAUGGUUUUGAAUUAUGGCGCACGCAGGCAAAAUGAAAGAACGAAUAUAAAGUUGAGAAAUUGCUCUAUCUUCAGUACGGCUCUGCAAAUAAACUUGAAUUUAGUUUUAAAAUUGCACUAAUGAAAACACUAAUUUUCAGCAUCAUUGCACCCAUUGUUCUCGACUAAUAACGACAGAUCUCGACAGAUGAUUACAAAUGUCCACACACCUACAGACAAUAUUCAAAAACAUGAUUUUUUAAACAUAACUCACAUGUCUAAGCAUUCCCAAUAAAAAUUAGCUUAUCGAAAAAAAAAUACGAUUACAAUUUUCCAUUGGAAAGAAACACUUUCAGCGCGCAACACUUACUUUAGCAGAAUUUAUUAAUUUAUUUGUAUGUGAAAUAAAUUAUAAGGAAUGCCGAGCUUUAUUCCCCAUGAUCUGGCAUCUUUAAAUAGGCCGGAAUUAGGUAAGGAUUAAAGGGCUUGCAAGUACUUGUAGUCCAUCUUCCAUAAAGACAACAUAAGAGAAUUGAGAAGAAGAAACAUUAAGGUGGAGAAAAUUUUCCUUGUUUUUGGAUGAGAAAAAACAUUAGCCUUAUAGAGACUUUCCUAGGCCCUGGUGAUAUUCUCAAUUUCCCCGAGUUAUUUUCCUUGUUUAAUAUUCGAUAAAAUCAUCAGUCAAGUGCUGAUGUUUAAUUUAGAAGACGAAUUUUUUUUUUGCAUUUGGCUGAAUGUAUAACGACCUUUUUCCAGCUGAAAUCAUUUUGAAGAAAAACAUUCUUAUCACGUUCUCUAGGAUUCCACGUUAAUAAAAUCAUUCUAACGAAAAACGUGGCAAAUCGAUUUUCCAUGUGAUAAAACCAAAAAAUGGUAAUUUUUUUAUUCCUUUUCUAAACAUCAUGGCAUUACUUGGUAAUUAUUUAGGACUUUGGCAUUAGCUACCUCCUAGGCCUAGCAGCCAACCAGUCUGCAGGGUUUUCUGAGGACGCUAGUGUCAAUAAGCUAAAUAGUUGGCUAUAAUUUUAACAUUUUUUGCUGGAGGCGGGUGAUAUCACUGACUGAGUGUCCCUGAGAAGUUUGAGAAUUCAGUAAAAAUCGGAAAAAGGAAAUAGAAUAGAUCCAAAGAGAAAAAAUAGAGAGACAUUCCGAUUUAUCCACGUAAAGAUAAUAUGUUUUUAUCUUUUGCUCUUCUGAAAGAAUAAUUUUUCAUCACGGAGAAAUUAACGAAGAAGAAUUAAUGUUUUAUCAGCUCAAGAUAAUUUUUCACUGUUCUUUUAGUUGAUUCACUUCCGCAAUUUUAAUCCGCUGAGGGCCCCAAAUACCCAAAACCAUAAAAAAAAGACGUCGAACCGCUGGCGAUGACCUUCCAAAGUGAAAAAAAAAACAACAGAAAACAAGAAUUAAUAGAUGAAAACCAAGUGAAAAGUAAUAAAAGUGAGAUAGUGAAUUAGUCCU
Molecule: messenger RNA, 4252 nt
Organism: Diachasmimorpha longicaudata
Lineage: Eukaryota; Metazoa; Arthropoda; Insecta; Hymenoptera; Braconidae
Gene: Arf79F
Product: ADP-ribosylation factor 1
Exons: 5
Coding region: 178-726 (182 amino acids)
Biological process (GO): vesicle-mediated transport; intracellular protein transport
Cellular component (GO): plasma membrane; cytoplasm
Molecular function (GO): GTP binding; GTPase activity
Source: RefSeq, a predicted model, not a curated record